Molecule: messenger RNA, 3326 nt
Organism: Anoplophora glabripennis (Asian longhorned beetle)
Lineage: Eukaryota; Metazoa; Arthropoda; Insecta; Coleoptera; Cerambycidae
Product: E3 ubiquitin-protein ligase TRIM37-like
Exons: 2
Coding region: 206-2884 (892 amino acids)
Biological process (GO): protein autoubiquitination; negative regulation of centriole replication
Cellular component (GO): peroxisome; aggresome
Molecular function (GO): ubiquitin protein ligase binding; tumor necrosis factor receptor binding; ubiquitin protein ligase activity
Source: RefSeq, a predicted model, not a curated record
GACACUUGUGAAAUGUUUUUUCUAAGCUUGUGAAGUUUGAUGUUUUUAAAACGUCUUUUUUGAUGAUAAGCGUUUAAAAAGAGGACGUUUUAUUUUGUUGUUGAAGAACAGACAUCUCUUGUCAACAAGCGAUUAGUUCUAUCGAAUUAAAAUAACAUAAUUUGUUGCAGAUAUUAAACCCGCAAUGCUAAAAAUAUAAAUCGAGAUGGCCGCGAGAAACAAGCCGGGGGCCAAACACGAUGACCACAGCGUGGAGACGUUGGCCGAGGUCUUCCGCUGCUUCAUCUGCAUGGAAAAACUCAGAGAUGCCCACCUGUGUCCCCACUGUUCCAAGCUGUGCUGCUACGUCUGCAUUCGCAGGUGGCUCACCGAGCAGAGGUCUCAGUGUCCCCAUUGCCGAGCUUCCUUACACUUGCACGAACUGGUGAACUGUCGGUGGGUCGAGGAGGUGACCCAGCAGUUGGAUACGUUGCAGGUGGUCAGUCUGAGCAGCAACCGACAGGAGGAAAACGACCGAGAUGGCUGUUCGACCCACUUGGAGAAGUUGUCGGUGUACUGUUGGACGUGCCGUUGCUGCAUCUGCCACCAGUGCGCGUUGUGGGGCGGUACCCACUCCGGUCACACCUUUAAGCCGUUGGAUGAAGUGUACGAACAGCACGUGACGCAGAUUAAAGACGAGGUGGCUCAGCUUCGUAGACGAUUGAUGGAACUGAUAAGUAUCGUUCAGGAAGUCGAGAGAAACGUCGAAUCCGUAAGGUCGGCUAAGGACGACAGGGUCAGGGAGAUCCGGAACGCCGUAGAGUUGAUGAUAGCUAGACUUGACUCGCAACUUAAGACGAAAUUAUUGACCCUUAUGGGUCAAAAAGAUUCACUUACGCAAGAGACGGAACAAUUGGAGCAUCUGUUGCACGAGAUCGAGCAUCAACUUCACACUUGCACCCGCUCGGAACUGAUCUCCAAAAGCAGCGACCUCUCCCGGAUGAUACACGCCAUCAGGAAGAAGCCGAUGACUAGCUUUGUGACCGCGCCGGUACCAGCGGAUUUCCACAGCGAAAUCGUACCCUCCUAUGACAGCAGCACGUUCGUGAUGCACUGCUUCUCGCAGCUGCAGAGGAAAGCAGACCCGGUGUACUCCACGCCGUUGCAUUGCAACGGACUGUGUUGGAGACUGAAGGUGUAUCCGGACGGUAACGGCGUCGUGAGGGGCAACUACCUGUCCGUUUUCCUGGAACUCAGCGCAGGGUAUCCCGAGACGUCCAAGUACGAGUACCGCGUGGAAAUGGUGCACCAGGCCAGCAGGGAUUCCUCGAAGAACAUCGUUAGGGAGUUUGCGUCCGACUUCGAAGUGGGCGAGUGCUGGGGCUACAACAGGUUCUUCCGAUUGGAUCUCCUGGCCAGCGAGGGUUAUCUCAACGUCGCUUUGGACACCUUGGUGCUUAGGUUCCAAGUGAGGGCCCCCACGUUUUACCAGAGGUGCCGCGACCAGCAGUGGUACAUCAACCAGCUGCAGACGGUGCAGCACCAGUACAUCUCGCAAAUAAACGAGUCGAAAGAACGCUUGGCUGCGGAGAUAUCCAGGAACGCAGUCGCCGCUACGCUAGGCGUUUCAAAGAAACACGGCGACGUGACCAACAUCGCGGUGGUGAAGAACAUGUACAACAUACCGGCUCCGAUAAGUAAUAUGGACCCGCACGGCAUCCCGACGACUUCGCAAAUGGCUUCCGACAGCUCGUUCUCUAGCGAUCUCGCUAACUUUACCAAAAACUUGACGAUGCCGAGCUGCGGCACAUCCAACAACCAAACGAGAAAUGAAGACUGCCCUUGUUCGUCGAAAACUAAAAGCAACGUUACAGAAACUAACUCGAAACAAGUAAUUACCAAGAAAUCAACCGAGAAUACGACACAGCAGGAACCACACCAGCUGUUAGGAUUGGGGGUGUCACUGAGUUCACCAAAUCUUUUAAAUACUGCUGUGAAUUCGUUGCUUUUGUCGAGCAGUAGCAGCAGCGAAAGCGACCUCAGCGAACCGGGACACCUAACGGACGACUUUGAACACCAAGCGACUUUGAUCAGUACGGGCGAUAAUUCCAAUGACGAGAACGACGUGGACGUAGAAACUAUGUCCGGCGAGAACGACGUGGAGUACGCGGAAUUCUCCAUGGCCCAGAGGAUGAUGGCGAGAGACCCGAGCUCAGCGAAUAGUAGCGUAGCGGGCGUUGCUGCGGCUUUAUCGCCCACGGGCCUGAUCAAUUCCUUCGAAGAAAAGCUGAAGCUGCUACAGUUUUUCGGGAAUAGCCCCCAGGGGUUACCCACAACGUCUACGUCUUCGAGUACGAAUGCUCUCUUGGAUAUGACAGCGUCUAACUUAGAUCUCGCCCUGAUAGGCUCGGCGUUGUCGAUUAAGAGCGACGAACCUGUCACAUCGCAAGACACCAGGAAGAAGUUGAAACAACGUUUCAAGCACACGGAAAACACUACGACGCCCAGCGAUCAACCCGGUAUCUGGACGGAAACCGUACCUUUAUCCCACAACACUAAAGAGUCCGUGAUGGGUCCCUUGGAAUCGUUUCUUCGUUCCAUAAACUGUUACCCGGAACACGAUCAGGGCCGUAGCAAGAAAGACUCGCCUUCUAAGGAAAGAAGGAGGCACGCUUCGGGUCAGUCCGCUAAGUUCCAGGUGCCGCUUUUGCAGCCGUCUUCGCCCCCGCCUCUGAGCGAUAACGUCGAAGGUUCCAUGCAGCCCUCGUCGUCGACCGGGUUCAGUUGGACGCCCGCUUUGUUGGGUCAGAGGCGUACCAAGUCGCCCAAGCUGCCUCAGGGCGACUUGCCUCUGCCUGAGAAGGAGAAGGAAGGGGGACCCGAUGACCACCCGCACUCGUCUUAGACGGUUUCGUAGAUUAAACGUAGUUUUAGAAGAACUGGCUCGGAAAAAUAUCGGUCGAUGGCAUUUUGGUUAAAUUUGUUUUCACCAGUGAAGAACUUUAUUAUCGUUAGUAUAUGUCUCUGUCUUGUCUAGAUCUGCUUUUCGUUUGUAAAAAUUAAUUUUAUUUUCAUUUGUUUUUCCGAGUCGGAUCGGUGUCACUAUUUAAGGAAGAAUUUUCUGGGCUGUUUAAAAAGAAUUGUGAUUAUUUCAGUGGUUCUGUGUGUAAUUUUAAUUUGCAUUGGUGACGAACCUCGUAUUUAUUUUGUUAGGUUGGUCAAGUAAUUCUCUCUGUCUUGUUGCAGCAAUUAGUACUUUUUUUUAUCAUUCAUUUUUAUAAGUUUUCUAUCAUAGAACUUUAGUGUAGUUGAUGUAGUGUAUAUUAUAAAGUAAUUAAAUAAAUUUC